Rhinopithecus roxellana (golden snub-nosed monkey) is the source of this 1723-nucleotide messenger RNA. RefSeq lists its product as uncharacterized. NCBI's taxonomy places the organism in Eukaryota, Metazoa, Chordata, Mammalia, Primates, Cercopithecidae. The coding region runs from base 39 to 713 and encodes 224 amino acids. The transcript has 2 exons. The record is from RefSeq and is a predicted model, not a curated record.
CCUUCCUCUCGGGGGCAAAUGGAGCACAGGUCUAGACAAUGUGUGGACAGUGUCGGAGUAGCAGUGGCCACAUGCAGGAAGAGGCCCACCCGGAACUCUGCCCACACUGGCCACUGCAGUUCAACCCACAGAGCCACAGCAGGCAGGCCUACGAAUGUGACGUGCACGCUGGUGGUCCCGGAGCCAGGGGUGAUUCAGGACACCAUCUUGGACUCUUUCCUGGCCUGCUCAGCACCUGCCCAGAUGGCCUCUGCGUCUUUCCUGCGCCCAGCCCCACCUUUUUCACCUCUCUUCAUGUUCUCAUGGAGUGCAAAGCACACCAGCCAGGCCCCCUACCUGGAAGGGGGUCAGCUGAUGCAGGGCUAAGGGGGCUGCCACAGGGAAGUACGCCGUGUGUUCUUACUGCUCAGAAGGGACAGGGUCUCCCACCAAUCCCCUGGUCUCCAUCUGGGCUCCUUGGUCUUUCCUGCCCCUCCCCUAACUGUGUUCCACCUGCCAGUGGAGCUCAGCACUGCUUAGCCUGGGCCAGAGGGACACUGGACAAGGGCCUUUGGGGGACAAUGAGUCUGGGCCCAGCUUCCAGUUCUCAUGUAUGCAAGAUUAACUCACAAAUUCACCUCAGAAGGCCUUUCCAAAUGAGAGCUCUACUCUUCCCCUCCUCUGCCAAUCUUUUCACAGCCAAGGCCCCUUCCACCCUCUCCAGAGGAGGAUGAGAUCCCUUUUCCCCUCCCCUCCGAGGUGCUGACUCACUGCUAGGAUCCACCCACCAGAGGAAAGAUCUAGAACGUCUUUACAGAUUGGAGACAGCCAGGCCUGCUGACCCAUCCGAACAGCUGAAGCAAGAGACUUCCACCAGGGAUGCCAGGGCCUGGGUUGGUCCAGCAGCUCUGGGAUGAGCCUCCCAAGCAUCUUUCCCACUUGGGUGGCGAUGCGGCUCUGAGAUUGGACAGGUGGUGGAUGAGAGAUGGUCCCAAGAAAGGGUGGUCUUGGGAGGGCUGGUCUCAAGCCUGCUGUGCUCCUGUGGCAGUGAUGGGGCCUGGGGAUGGGGACGGCAGCUCUCAUGAGGAGACCUAGGCUGUGAGCCCGCAGCCUCCCACAUUUUCCCUAAAGUGCAGGACUGUCCGAGAGUAGGUAGUGAAGAGGACAAGGCCCUCAGCGGUGACCUCCACGGCCUUCUACCUGCUGAGGAAGAGUUAACGCACUGCCUCCCCCACACAACAGGCUACCAAGAACCUGGUGCCUCAGGACCUCCUGGGAGCCAAGCUGGUCUGGCAAGGGUGCUCAGGCCUGGGAAAGAAGGGAGUAAUGGCUAGUCACCUUCUAACUGACCUUUGGAUGAGGUGACCACCACCAGGCCUGAAUGAUCCCCAGGAGCCCAGCUUCCAAACCCCAACUCCGAAUCAAACAUCUCCAUCCCCAAGUGCAGUAAUGUACAAAAACCAACCACUCUGCCCUGGGGCAGGCCUGGUGUGAUUCUCAGUAGGACUCAUACCCACCCUACCUAGAAGUACUGGGCUGGCCUGGGUAUUGCAUCCCGUGUGUUUUGAUAAGGGGGUGAUGUGGCCACACCCUUAUCUAGAUUUCACUUUGUAUCCACUGGGCAGAUAUUUUAGAGAACUUCAUCUUUUACUCUUAAAAAAGCCACAUAUCCACAUCUCUUUCAUUUUCUCAGUGUGUUAAUGUAGCAAUUACAAUAUUUAUUAUCUAAUACUGCCAGGUGGAA